AUGUCAAAGAGUUUUGAGAAGUGAGUUCUUUUUUUAUUUUUCGUCAUUUCGAAAACAAAUUUUUUUCAGUUUCAUCAGUAUGUCUAUGGAAUUAAACCAAAAAUUGGAUAAUAUUUUACUGGAAGUUGUCAAAGUGAAAAUGGAAUUUGGAAGAAUGACCACCAUAUUAUUGCAAGAAAUUAUGAAGGUAAUGCUUAAAAACUAUCAGGCAAACAUUGGGAUAAUUAUUCGAAUUUAAAAUCUGUCAAUUUGCAGGAGAAGGAGGACGAAAGGAAGGAAAAGAAAGAGGAGGAAAAUGAAGAAGAGAAGAAGGAAGAAGAGAAAAAAGAGGAUGAGAAAAAAGAGGAAGAGAAAAAAGAUGAGGAAAAGAAAGAAGAGAGCAAGAAAGAAAGCAAAAAAGAGAAGAAGGAAGAGAAAAAGGAAGAGAAAGAUGAAGAGAAAGAAGAGGAAGAAAAAAAAGAGAAUUUGAAAGAAGAGGAUGAGAAAAAAGAUGAGGAAAAGAAAGAAGAGGAAAAGAAAGACGAAAAUGAUGAGAAUAUUCAGAUUGAGAAGAAAAAUGACAGUGUAAGUUGACAUGAAAAAAAUUGAGAUAAUUAUCUUUCUUAUAUAUUAACUCUUGAAGUUUUUUUAAAGGGGGUACUGGAUAAUUAAAAGUUUAUAUCAUAUGUUAUAUCAUUAGAUGGAGAAAGAUUUUUUAUGUGUGCUCCAAAAUUUUCAGAUUUUUAAAUAACGUUUUAGUAUCCUUUUUUCACGUAGAAGUGCAAAACACUUUAGUCCGAGAACGCUCUUUACAAGAUUCACAAUUUCAUCUGAAUAUCUUUUCUAUAGUAGUAAACCUAGGAUUUAGCUAGAUGAAUGUAAUUAGGUGAACCAGUAAGAAAUCGCGUUUAGAGAGCAAUUGGCGAGAGUGAAAGAGACGCAGAGAAAAUACCUGAUCCUAAGCGGAAACGGCAGCCACGUAGUUCAUGCUUUUAAUUGCACUGAUUCUGACCAAAAAUUGACCAAAUUUCGACCAAUUUUCGUUUUUGGCCAAAACUUGAUAAAUUUUUGGUCAAGUUAGCUUUAUUGAAUAUAGGGAUGUAUCUAGAAAAAACUUAACAGAAAGAAAACGUGUUUUUUUUUUCAAUAAUUUGUGAACUUGCAGAUUUCUGAUGAUGAAUCAACCGUUUCACCGGCAAGUUCUGAAGCGAUGUCACCUACUUUUGUGAGAACUGUAAGUCCACCUAUUUAUUAUGAAGGGAAAAAAUGUUUAAAAAAUAAAAAAAUAAUACUAGGGAAAGAUGAAGUGAGAGCUCAUCAUUCCAUCCCAGUUUGAUGAUUUUUUUCUUAAAAAAAAAGAGGGGGGAAGAAAAAAUUUUAUUUGCUCAAAAUAUCGGGCCCAUUUUGAAUAGAAAAAGCCUCGCCUCAGGCGAUUUUUUCUUGAAUGGCCUAAAACGAUUCGAAAAAGAUACUUCAUGAAUUGUUUCCAAAUAUACGUGGUCAAAUAAUUAGAUUUUUUUAAUGUUAUUUGUUCCAAAAAAAAAAUUGAAAGUUUUGCUAUUUUUGGGAAGCCUUUAACUGGUGUUAUCCCCCCUCUCCCACUUUAAGCUGUGCGGUCGAUUUGAGCAUCUAAUUUUCCCUUCGAUCUAAUAAACAGAACAAAUUUUUACAAGUUUUUAAGGUGAAACACUAAAAACUAAAACAAUUUCAGCAGUAUUCAAAUCAAGUAUCGAACAACACCGUAAAUUCGACAUUAUUUGGCAUAGAGACCAUUGAAAGCAGAACGGUGAGAGUAAGUUCCAGAUCAAACGUUUUACAAAAUCAAAAAACCACUUUCAAAUCUAUUCUGAAUUAUUUAUACCAUAUCCCCAAAAAAAAUUCCAGAAACUUAUGUUUUCAAAAGUUCUGGUACUCCAAAAAUGCGAAAAAAAAAACAUUUUUGGAGCAGCAGGGUUGCUAAAUCGAAAGAUAAGAAUCGUUGAGGUUAUAAUAAAUUGUGUAUAUUACAGAAUGUUUCGUCUUUGAUGGGAAGUUAUCGGUUUGGAAUGACAUCAAUCGGAUUGUCCACAAGAAAAGUAAGAUUGAAUGACAAGGAUGAUGCGAUCGAAAAUGUUGAGAGGAAAGAGGAGAAGAAGGAAGAGGAAAAGAAGGAAGAAACAGAGGAGGAGAAAAAUCUGAAGGAAAUGAAAGAGGAGGAAAAGAAGGAAGAGGAAAAGGAGAAUAAAAAAGAGGAGGAGAAAGAAAAUUGCGAGGAAAUCGAUGAGAAUAUUGAGAUUGAGAAGAAAAAAGGCGGUGUAAGUUGACAUGAAAUAAAUUGAGAUAAUUAUCUUAUAUAUUAACUCUUGAGGUUUUUUAAACUUGAAAACAUACCUCAGCCAACGCGUUGUGUGCCGGGGAAACAUUUUGAGAAAAAAAUAACAAAAAUUUAGUUUCUUAGAGUUUCAAAAUUCAUGAAAAUUUUUUGAAUUCCAAAUUUUUUUUUUGAAUUCUAAAAUUUCACUAUUUUUGAAUUCCAAAUUUUUAAAAUCAAGUGUUCAGCUGAAGUGUGUUAAACGGACAAAAAAAAUAAAAAAAGAAGACGCUUUUUACAAGUUUCAUAUUGAGAUUAUUAUUUGAAUUUUAAAUUUGAAAAUUUGCAGGAAAAGGAUGAAGACAAGAAGGAUAAGAAGAUGGAAGAGAAAGACGAAAAGGAAGAUGAGGAAGAUGAAAAGAAAAAAAUUAGUCGUUUAUUAAAUGAAUUCUUGAUUGGAAAAGAAGAGUUGGGCAAAGAAGAGUUGGAAAAGUUGGACAGAAUAGUAGCAAUUCAGUUGGUGAGUAAACAAUCUACUUAUGAGAGCAGUCUUAUUUAAAAAAUUUGCGUUAGAGACUGCUCUUAUAUCAGGCUUCUCUUCUAUCAUUUUUUAAUGUUUUUUUUUUCAAGAUCACCGAACUGAGAAAAGUUUUGAUGACGGAAAAUGUCAAUUUGGAAAAGUGCUUGGCAAUUACUGGUAUUGAUUCUAAGAAGUUGUGGAUUUUAAAGAUGGCAUCUCUUCCUCUAAAAAUUCACGAUUUGUUUAUUUCUGUUUUGAGAUCAGUUAAGCGCGGAAAUGGAUAUAGUUUGAGCAAGGAAAUCAUGAAAUAUAUGGCAGUCAAGCAAGAAAAGAAGCUCGAAUGGUCUCUUCAAGUUUUCCUGGAUAGGAGACAAACCGCGUUUGUGGCUCUUAAUUCAGUGAGUUUGAACUAAAAAAAAAUCAUAAAACAUAAAAAAAGACUCAUCUCUGGUUUCAGAUCUUUGUUGAAUUUGAUGACGAGAAAAAGAAUGAGACGAAAGCCGAUGACAAGACGGAUAAUAUGAAAUAUGAUAAUAAGAAGGAUGAGUAA
This is a messenger RNA of Caenorhabditis angaria, 3339 nucleotides long. Lineage: Eukaryota; Metazoa; Nematoda; Chromadorea; Rhabditida; Rhabditidae. The record is from the annotation of a GenBank genome assembly.